Messenger RNA from Porites lobata, 10437 nucleotides. The record is from the annotation of a GenBank genome assembly. Lineage: Eukaryota; Metazoa; Cnidaria; Anthozoa; Scleractinia; Poritidae.
CUUUGAGCGGCGGUUACUGUUCCAAUAUUGCGAUGCUCUGUUAUAUUUAAAAAUUUCAUUUAAUUUGCAAUGUCGCGUGAUAUUUGCCAUGGUUUCCACUUGAACAAAUGACAUGAGUGCUUUGAAUAUCUGUUCACCGAUGGACAACGUGACCUUAUUGUUUUUGUUGCGUGCUUUAUGCUUAAAAAAUCACUCGAUCGAUCACUUGUUUCUCGAACGCAUAUGUAGUGGUUAGAGAUGACACGCGGCGGAAAAAGUGGGGUGUUAUAGAGCAUCGCGUGAGUGAUAUAUCCGUGAACCUAUUGAAAACAUCGCAAAGAUCCCAGUUAAGCCGUCGUAAAAAAUAAGAAGCAACGAUGAAGUGGAUGUUGCGCUCGCUUGGUCACGGAAAGCAGUUGAGCUGAAUGACAUCUAGUGUUCAAAUACUAUGAAGUUGUACCGUAUUUUAAGCAUCACUGUCACGGCUGUUUCAUUCUUUGCAAGAAGCUCUUUUGGACAAAAUCCAGGUAGGUGAUGGGCAGUUUAGCGAAAAGUUAGUAGCUACAAGAUGAGUGUAAAAAGGUAAUCGACUCUUCAUUAGGGUUUAUAUUGAAUGGAAUAUUCACUUCACGAACACGCAACAUAGACAUUUUGGCUGCAUGCCGUACAGAUCUUAGGUUUAAAUAUUCUGAGUUAGGAGGAUGUCAAAUUUAAGAGUUUCCCCUAUUUUUUCAUACUAGAGCAAGUGAUAUUUGGAAAUGUGGAAAUAUUUAUUUUAAAACCGACAGACUUGUUACCAAGCGUGGCAUGAGGUGAUAUUACUUGCUCUCUAUAUCUGAAUUUUUAAGUCACUAUAAUCAAGACAAUCAAUGACCUGCCAAAUAAAUACUCGCAUUUUAGAAAAAGAAAAAACACAAUUAUUGCAUCAAUCUAAAACUGAAGUAGAAUAGAAACUUGUACUGAUCAACGAAUUGAAGAGUUUGAAGGAAGUAGCCCGGGAAGAGCGCUCAAGUGGAGUUUAGCUCUCUUAUCACUUUAAAAGCGUCGCGUUUAAAAUUAUUAUCCGCACUAAAUGAAUUUAAUGAAAGAAAAUAUCAUUUAAACUAGUCUUCCUUGUCUGGCAGACAAGCUUAAAUCUCCUUGAUAUUUGACCGCAUCAUUUCACGGUCAGUCAAAAUGCUUAAGGUCUCAAAUUUUAGGUCUUUUUGACAGUGUGACAUAUACAAUAAUACCGCAUAUUUAUUGUAAGAGUUAUAAUGUACCUGCAUGGGGUGAACUCUUUUAUUUUAUAACUCUUAUUGAGCGCGUGUUAUUCAUUCGAUUUUCCACGAUUCAUCGAAACAUCACACGAUCAAUUUUUCCUUUGAAGCAUCCGUUUGAGAGUAAUAUAUAGUUACUUCCACUUUUUGUAGGUGACAUUAGGUCGCGAACUAAAUUUUUGUGGAGUCGGUGAUUUCAAUGUUAGACGCUAUAUUUCAUAAGAAGCCACCUGCUAAUUUGAAUUUUAAAAUUUUUUAAGGUUUAAGUUCAUGAAUAGCACCUGACCGAGUUAUUAAUAGGUCAGUUCAAAGUAGACAGACUGCAAAUUAUAUUAGUUGCUAAAAAAUAUAUAUCUACGUGUAUGAUACAAAACCUCGGUAUCUUUGGUCAUCUUUAUCCUUCAAUUACAGACUUUUUAUCUGUAGAAUUUACAAUUAGUUUUUUCUGUCUAUAAAGAUUUGAAAUCAAAGUAAGUAAAAUUUCAAAUUGAUCACGUUUGUUACUCAUGUUUAAUUUUGGGGUUAUUUCGCAUAGAUCGAUCGGAGAGACCCCUUCUCUCUCUUUGUAAGCUCAUGUGUGUAAUUCCAGCUCUCUAACAAUAAAACUAGCGAGUUGCCCGGCUGCAAACCUUUGACGAAUUUAGACGAAUAAACGAUCAGUCUUUUAUUAUGUAGACUUCAUCAAUUAUUGUUUACCGACCGGCAGUAGAAAGUGUGGUAAAGAGAUAAGUAGGUUUUAGGCUCACAGCACCUUUUUUUACUCAAGGUUGUCUUUGAUGGAAUCAACAUAGCCAACUUAGGUACUUUAGCACCCCAUAGAGUAGCGCGUUUACUUUCAGUGGCGCCCGAUUACAUUUAGGCCUUCUUUCCAAAGCAAGUAAAUUGGUUAUUAACAUAAUUUUUCAUUCCAAUGCAGGUUUACCUGAACUUAAGGCGCUUUAUCCUCUAAAUAAACAAUAUGGUACUACAGACAUUAGCAAACAGCAGAACCCCCCCGGAAAGGAUAGGUUCGUUGAACUUGCUCCAGGAAAUUACGGGCAACCCGCGGGAUCAUACUUUUUCUCCGGGACAUCGUCAAGUUUUAUAGAGCUGCCAAAUAAUGGCGGUCUGGAUGCUAGAUAUUCUAUGACUUUCGUUGCUUGGAUACGGCCUGAAGACUCUACAGGGCCGUUGCUUAGCUACAGGGUGAACGAUAAAGACGGGGUAAGAGUAUGGCUUGAGAGACCCAAUGUACUAGCAGCCUUGUUUGAGACUAGGAAUUUAAAUCUGCCUUAUUCGAUCACAAGCAACAAAAUUCGACUUGAAUCGUGGAAUUACGUGGCUGCAUCAUACGACAACUCUACUGGAACAAUGAAAUUAUGGAUUGACGGCCGAGAAGUGAGCAGUUUUAACGUUGGUCAAAAUGAACUUGCUACACAAGGUGACGUGAGAAUUGGAGCUGUUUCAGGGGGAUCGGAUUUUUAUAAAGGACGAAUAGCGUGCGUACAGAUCUAUAACAAGUCUCUUUCCGAACAGGAGCUAAAAGCAGUGAGAGAUAGAUGUCUUGUUGAAGGUGAAUAACAUAUCCUUUUAAACUCCAAAAGUGUGCUGUUUUAGCCUGAGAAACUAGCCAACAUAUUGCGACCCCACCUCUGGUUUAUCCGCGAAAUGAUGUCUAAGGAGAAUGCGUAGAAAUUCCGCACCGAAAAAGUGCCCCUGUUUGGUUAAAAAUUUCCUUUAUUCCAUCAGAACCAAUGCCCAUAUCUGGGUAGUGACGCUUCAUUAGUAUGGAGUUACUGUGCUCGUUAAUCAAGUUUCAUUUCGCAAGGAAACCAGUGGCGACGUCGCGAAAUCGGUCGGUUGUUUCCUCAGGCUAGAGUCGCGAGUAAACGUCACCAGUACCAAUUUGGAUUCUUAUCUAGCUGCUAAAUCAGGACCAAAAUGAUACAAUUUUAAAAACCGAAACAGUGGAGACCCGAGCUAAAGAGAGGUAACAGACCUUUUGAACUGAGGCUGUAUGUGAACUGAAACCAUCCACAAUACCUUUCCGGAUUGUCGCGUGCACUUUUUCGGACAACCUUUCUCGAAAUUGCUCUAAAUGAAAACUAAGUAGAUGGCCAGGGCCCAGGGUAAAUAUGGGAAGUAGCCACGUAGCAGGGAAGGUGUUGGGUUGGAAGGUGACUGAACAAACAAACAAGGAAACAAAGCCUUCAAAGUAACCACUUUGUCAUUUUUUCGUACAUCCGAGAUGACCACUACCCUGUUCUUUGCUGACGGUAAAUUCUCAGUGUUUACUCUUCAUUAGUAAACCUCUUAGGGCGUGUUGGAUUGACCUUAUCCCGGAAUAACACUACCUCUAGAAAUCACUUUUUGGCAUUUAUUGCUAAUGCAUCAGAAUAUCUUGUGGUCUCCUUGAAAUAAAUAUUCCGAUGUAUGCAGAGGCCGUGAGAAUGGUCCAGAAAUCACGGCACCCAUACACUCAUAAGAAAGCUAACAUUUCGUUUUAGUGUUUCCUGAUUCCUUGUGGUAACUGAAUCCUCCUUCAAAAAUAUCUAAGAUGCACUUGUUUCAACUCUGUCAAAAAUCUUAAGACGAUUUUUUUCUUUAUCUCCCCGCAGUGCCAUCACGAUAUAUAGGCUGUUAUGCCGACAAAGCUGCCGCUGCAAUUCCUUCAUUAGAAGGCAAAGAUCCCUUGUUAGAUGGAGACCCCAAAACAAGAGAGGACGCUUUACAAAAAUGUGCGCGCGUCGCAUUUAAACUCGGCUACGUCUAUUUCGCGAUCAAAGAUGGAGGACAUUGCCUUUCGAGUCUUACUGCGCAAGACACUUACAACAAGUACGGACUGUCUACAGACUGCCUGGAUGGAAAUGGCGGGAAAAUGGCAAGCGACGUGUACGAGAUUAUAAUGUUCAGUAAGUGAGAUUUGUAUGCAAUUUAGAAGAAAUUUGAUUAGCUAUAAAAAAAAGAAAAGAAAAUGAUUAUGUCGCUCAUUCGAUUUCAAGUAAGUUAAGAAACAGUACCAAACCUCCCUCAUAUGUUAGUUAGUUUUUUUUUUUGGUUUCUUUUUUCAGUAUUGAAAUCUUGACAGUGAACUUGAAGAUUAAACUUAUCAAAUUACUGAGCCUCUGCCGUAGGGGUGCCGCGGACGUCGAUUUUGUCGCACGUUUUCCGUGGUUUUCAGGCGAAAUCGUCGCAUAUCAAUACGUUUUUUGAGUAGUAACGCAACUCCCUUCUAGCGAGCUCAGCGUACCAUAACGACGACGAAAACGACAAAAUAAGUAAAGAAAAACUCUGAACGUGCAGUACACUUUUUGGCAGAUUUCUUUGCCACCAUUGCACGACUAACAUUGUCAAACUUGAUUGAAAUGGCAAUGCGACCGUCGUUUUAAUCUGUAAGAUCGUCGCUUCAUCAAUGGCGGUCGUCGCGACUUCCAUUUCGUCCAGAAAAUGCCCUUGCAUACAGAGGCUCAUUAUACUUUUUGUUGACUGAGUAUGAGACCAAAACAUUUUUAAAACAGUGUAGUUACAAACAUGGUUACUUUAUUUGCCUUAUCUUACGUGGCUUUUAUUGCUGCUGCGUUGUUUUUGUCUCUGAAGUCAGUCCUUUCUUAAUUCCUCCUUAAGUAAAAAAACAGCGGGGGUAACGAGAAUGUCACCAUUCCUCGUUUCACAGUCUUGACUUCGUAGCGAUAGUGAUUCCAGCUCGCUAAAUUUGUGUCGAAUGUGUUUUUUUCCUUAAGCUGAAAUUUGAGUGACCGUGUACAAGUCCAUACGGAAAUAGGCUAAUUAUUGGUUGUACGUUCGCGACUUCUAUAAAACGUCUUGUCAUGACCUUUCAUGCUGUAGCUGCAUUAUUUACGGAAAAGAUGAACUCUUAAAUGCGAUGCACGUGCUGCCCUCGUGACUAGUUGUUCUUGUUACAGUUGCCGUCUCCAUGGGUGUUUCUCCAUAAUAUGCCCACGUCUCAUUCUCGUCCCCAGAGCCACUCGGCUUAAUUUGUAACCGACCCUCGUUUCCCUACCACGUGACCAGAAAACGACGGGCUCUGGGGACGAGAAUGGCUCACAUCUCUACUGAAGCUAUUUUCACAAAUAGUCCAUUCUUAAGCCAAAAUGUUGUAGUUGGUUACUUGACCACCAUUUUCUACUGUCUUUAAUCUGUUCACAGAGUAUCAAACUUGCUGGAAUGGAUGGUACUCAAAAAGAGACUCCUGUUUUAAGCUCUAUGACGACAAGAAAACCUGGGCUGACGCAGAAGCUGUUUGCAAAGCAGAGAGGGGCAGUUUAGCGAAGUUAAACUCACAAGAUAAGAGUUACUUCGUGUUUCUGCAUUUGAUCAAACCAGCCAAUCCCAGCUCGGGCGUGUGGAUAGGGUUGUCUCGUGACAUGAAUAUGAAAUUCUAUUGGUCGGACGGUACUCCGGCGGAGCCGUAUACGAACUGGGCACAAAGAUCCCCGGAUACCAGCCCCGGAAACAAAAAGAACUGCUCUAAACUGGAUGUUUUUACAGGACUUUGGGAAAACGAGGAGUUUGAUUUCACUUUUUCGUUCGUUUGCGGAAGAGGUUGGUUUUAAAAAGACUCAAAGCAACAAGCGUAAUCCGUUAAUCAUAUAAAUAACUGAUUUAAUGGAAAUACGAAAUUUCACAUUAUUUGAACUGCGCAAUGAAGAAAUAGAUGCGGAAAGUAGUCUGCCACUCUGAAAUGACUCCAUGUUAUAUUUUCCAUUGUAAAAUCUUCGUCUCUCUAUAUAUUUUAAUUCCCAAGAAAUCCUUCAACACAGAGAUAAAACUCUGUCUUUUCCCCUGAUCUUCUUUACGUCAUUUUUCAGUCAGCACCAAUCCACGACAAGAAAGAAAAACUUAAGUUUUUAACACUAAAUAGCUUUCUUCUCUUACGUUAAAUGGCUCGAAAUAGCUUAAAGUAGGAUUGCUAAGUGAUAGCUAGUCUGGUACUCUUUUUAACAAUUGCAGUGAUUCCUGCCACACCUCGCGACGUACGCGUCCAUCUCAUGGACAGUCACUCAGCCCUCGUCAUGUGGUCAACACGUGAACAGUCUCAGGGACAUGUGACGUCAUACUACAUAGAGUACAAAGUAAAAGAUUAUGACGACGUGCAACUUAAGGUUGUACAGAACCAGAAUAGAACCAGUUUGACAGGUCUUCAGUCGCACGCCGUGUAUGAAGUCAGAGUCCGAGCCGUGAAUGGUGCUGGUGGAGGAAUGUGGAGUCAUUAUGAGACUUUAUCAACUGGCGAAACUUGUAAGAAGAAAAUGAAACCGUUUUAUUUUUGAGUUAGACUGCAAACUAUCAGUUGGUCAAACUAUCGUUCCUUCGCGCCUGAAGAAAGCCUGCGCGCGCAGACGUAUUUCUGACUGUCGCUUUCACUUUCGCAGGCUCACCUAAAGAGAAAGACACCUAAUAUUUUACAGUUUCUCUUGAAUGAAAUUUUGGUUUUGUUGAUUACAAAUUGUCUCUUUUUUUUGCUCUGAAAUUAAAACGACUUGAAAUUGACAUUUUGGCUUUUAACUGGCCUUCUUGAGGGUUGUACCUGUAUCAUACCAGACAAAAAGACAACCGAAGAGUACUAGGAACGACUUUCCUGUUUGGUAGGUCUUGAGAUUGUGCCUACAUCAUACACCCUUUCCUCAGGGAAGUAAAAAAUAAAGUCAGUAGUGCUGACCUUCGUAACCAUACCUUGAGAAACUUCGUGAAGGCUAGUGGAGUCGUUUUAUCCUCGGAGAAAUCCCGAAAAAGAAUAAACAAUUCGGAAAUUUUUUAAUAGUUUCCAAGAUAUGUUUUUUGUUAUUUCUUUAUACAGACCCUCCUCGUAUAAACCCAUUUGAGCCAAUGAGAGCUCUCGUGCCAGGAGAGGAUUUGAUACUCACCUGCACUGCCCGAGGAGGCCCGGAGCCCACAAUAACAUGGUACAAAGACCGGAAGUUGAUUCACAAAAACCGGACAUUGGAAAUUACAAAUCAGGCGUCAGCUAUGGAGGGGCUAUACACCUGCAGAGCUAGUAAUGGUAUUCAGCCAGAUGAUAUUGCAUCUGUUACGGUGACUUCAUUGGGUAAGUAAGAUCUCUUUUCUCCCACUCGAAUACAGAAAUAUUUAAGUAUGAUCUGUUUUGCAUCCUGAGGAAGCUUUAAAAAAGCUAUCCUUGUCCCAACGGCCGCUCUCUCUUUCGCGAAGAACCAUUUCAAGAAAAACCUCUGGGGCCAGGAUAUAAUAAGGCGACCUGUAAUAGACCUUUCCAGUUUGUAUGUUUUGUUUUCCAAUUUCAGACCACGUGAUGGUACCCCAUGCACGUCACGUGGUCUGAAUUGAGAAAACAAAACUUGCAAGCUAAAAAGAUCUAUUUUCAUUAAAAAAUUAAUGAGGUUAUCGAUCAACAGUCCAACGGAAACCUGAAGGACUUUCUGGUAAAGUUUGGCAACCGCCUGCUUUAUAAAGCAAGCUUUGCAUGUAAACAGUCUCUUUUACAGUACUAGCUGGAAUAAAAAGGGAGCUGACGUUUUGCGAUCAGAUAUUCGUGCACUAACGAGGUUGCCUAAUAACUCUAAAUUUAAUUCAUUAAAGGGACAGGUUCACGGUUAAGCGCAUAAUCAUUAAUUACAUUACUUCUUUCCAAUUUAUUAUUAAUUGUAACGGUUAAUAAUCCCACUCACAUGUAUCUCAGCGAUCUCAGAGUGUAUUUCAAAGUAGAAUUGUAUUUCAGAUUAACCUGAAGUAGGGCGGAGGAGUAAUAAAAUCGAUCGCAGAAAAAAAUUAGUGGAUUAUGCCAACACUACCAACGUUGAAUUUAUUGUUGACCCGAAGGUUUUAUUCCAUGGUUGAUUAAUUUACAGCUAUUUGCAAAUAUUUAAGUUGAUCAAGUGCAAGUGAUUGCCAGGGGAGUGUGCAGAUUGGUUCUUUGGCAACAUUAUAACAUGAUCAUAUUGCUUGCAUAGACGAUACAGCAUGUCCCUACAGAAAAACAGCAUUUUGAUAAAUGAGCAUGCGCUGAACCGUGAACCAGUCCCUAAUUAAAACAAUGCUAAUAUUACUUGAUUCUUUCCUAGCUACUCCCGUUCUAAAGCACGCGUGGGGGACUGCAUACGAAGGCGAGCUUUACCUCAAGCAAGGAGCACGAUUGUCCUUAAAAUGUGAAAUUGCAAACACAACAAUAGCGGAAAUCACGUGGUACAAGGGUGACGAUCCUUUACCUUCGCAGCGGUACUCCUCCAAAAGCGAUAUUGAUAUUCAAAAAACCUCUGCUGAUGAUUUUGGUGUUUAUGAGUGCAAGGCCAAAAACUCCUUGGGUGUGGCCUCCAAGAAGAUAAAAGUGGUGAAUGGUGAGGAACAUUUUAAAAGAACUCUACAUGACACUUAGUUUAUUAGGGAGUUGACAGGUCUUCAUUUAAGCCUGCCAAAACAGCCGCAUUCCUCCUCGCUCCUAGCCUCUUAUAGGGUCUUUUUGCCGUCCCUCCUGGCGAGGAGCAAGGAGGAACGGCUGUUUUCGCCGGCUUGGUCUUCGUAUAUAGUAUUUCUGUGUAGAUCACAACGACCCAUAACGGAUUCAUAAAUGAAAAACAAGGUGCAUUUCAGUUUCUAUAGCGGCUACGUACCUUCACCUGUUGGUUUACUUGUUAAUUCAAAACACUUAUCUAUUAAGUUAGCCCUGAUGUGUAGUAACCAUUAUGAGUAACUAUUUUUAUAGCCCGCGAACACGCUCACCAUUUUAUAUAGCGAGCGAAGGGAGCCACGACGCGCGAGAGAACGCGCGAGGGAACCCGCCUCCCGCACUCACGUCUCCUUUCGCGGUCCACUCUCGCGUGGCUUCUUGCGACUCCCUAAAAAGGAAAGCUAAUCUCGUACCCAGCUCUCACAUGGAAAGCUUGCUAGCAGGCUACCAUGUUUAUAACUUGGUGCUUCAAGAACAGUAAUCUAUGUUUUCAUUUCUCACUGCUGAGAUCUAAAUUCCUUGCCUUUUCUCUUUUCAAUUAGCUGAACAACUAACUCGCCUCAAUAUCGUCAUUGGUUGCCUAGCAUCACUGUUGUUUAUUCUUUUCGUGGCAUUUGCGAUCGUGGUGUGCCUGUUACACAAAGCGAGAAAGAAUGCAGCUUCAAAACAGGAAGUAGAGGAAGAAGACGAUCCCCUCCCCACCCUCUCUGGUCCAAGACCAAGUGAUCACGAUUUUAAAAUACCGGAAGUGCGGUCCACUGGUUCACCUAAGAUACCAUCAACUGGGAAUAAGCCUUCAUACACGCCUCUUAAUACAGUCGAUAGUCCAAACGGCGGGACAAGCAUAACAAUUGAAACUACAAAGUUCUAGGAAAAAAGUUGUGUUGCAGUUUGCGUUAAGUUCCAUUGCUAACGGGCGAACCAUUUGACUUUUGAAGGGGGAAGGGGAGGUAUUGGUUAUUUGGUUUGUGUAAGAAAUUUAUUUCUUCCAAACCUCUGGUGAUAGAAUGUUUUUCCCCGACAUGCAAAGCCAUAUAUUUCCUUGCAAGAUUUUUUCCCCUCGAAUCAGUCUGCAGGAUAUUUUUUUUUCUGAAAUCACCCAUACCCUUCUCCUCAAAAGUCAAAUGGUCGGCCCUUGACACUUUACGACUUCGUUACAAAUUUCCCGCCACUGUCCACAGAUUGACGCUCAUUUUCGCGCGCUUUCGGCUAACUUCUAUUUGAUCUUAGCGUGAUUGGCUAAAUUUAUUACGACAUUGAAUAGACAUUUUAGUGAUAUUGCGGCCAUAUCGAGUGAUUUCUAAACAGCCUCCCUUGAUCUAAAGACUAUUAUAGGAUGUACAGGGGGCAUGACGAAUUCACAAACAUUUUGUUCGAACGGCGGUGUUUGUGGCGUGUUUAAUUUGGGGUUUUUCGGUCUCCGGCUUGAAAAGUGCGCCUUAAUUUAACUCUCAUUUUUCAGGAAACUGGCAUUCCUUUUUUUUUCCAAAUAUGACACAAAGAUCUCCUUUCCUUAUUAGAAUCUUUUUCUAAACAUAUAACAGAAAUCGAACCAGGCUAAAGAACAAAUUAAAGAACCCCAACCCCAAAUCGGCGUAACGCUGGAUCGAAACUCACACACCGGGGCAAAAAGAAAACAUACAACGUUAACUUUGCCGUUGAUAGUUUUUUAAAUUGUUAACAGACUUAUAAAAACAAAUAACAUCAGUCAUUCAGUAACAAGAAUGUUAUUUAAAGUAAAGCGAUGUUAUUGAAUUCAAAUGAUUAAAAACAGCAACA